AUGUCGACCUCUUCGGGCGUCCCCGAGUCCUGGAUAUCCAGUUUCUGCUCUCUUCUCGGCCAUGAAUACUUUGCCGAAGUCUCGGAAGAGUUUAUCGAGGACGACUUCAACCUGACUGGUCUGCAGUCCCAGGUUGCCAUGUAUAAGGAAGCAUUGGAGAUGAUCCUGGAUGUGGAACCAGAGGACGACGAGGAAGAGGAAGAAGAGGAGGAGGAAGAGGACGAGAACGAGUCAGACCCAGAACGCUUGACUAGAGCAGCCAGUGAGCGGAGGCACCACCGCAUGGCCAGCGACUUGUCCGUCAUCGAAUCCUCUGCCGAGAUGCUGUACGGCCUCAUUCACCAACGCUUUAUCUGCUCCAGGGCUGGCAUCCAGCAGAUGAGUGAAAAGUACGAACUAGGCCAUUUUGGCUGCUGCCCCAGGACAAACUGUGACCAAGCUCGCACUCUGCCUGUCGGUCUCUCCGAUAUCCCCGGCGAGGACACGGUCAAGCUCUUCUGCCCUUCAUGUUUAGACGUUUAUGUCCCACCCAACAGCCGUUUCCAAACCGUUGACGGCGCCUUCUUUGGUCGUACUUUCGGCUCUCUCUUUCUCCUUACUUUCCCAGAAUAUGACCUUACUAAGCGCGGUAUCGAAGUGCUGUCAUCCACCAGCUCUCGUGUUAACGAAGGCGAUGGUCUCAUCAACGGCAUGUACGCAAAGAAUAUUGGCCCUGGUCUAGGCCGUGAGCGUAUAUACGAGCCUCGCAUUUAUGGUUUCCGCGUUUCUGAGAGAGCCCGCUCUGGCCCCAGGAUGCAGUGGCUGCGUGAGCGCCCCUCAGAUAUUAACGAGCUCGACGAAGCCCGUCUCUAUGCAGAACAAAACCCUGACUCGGAGGAUGACGACGAGAACAGCGGCCAAGCUGGUGUGAAUGGCAGAGUUAUGGUUCGUCGACGCCCUCCUGGAAACGCUCGCCUUCGCCAGAGGCAGAACAACAAUGGUAGCCCCAUGGCUCUGUCCACUAAUGGAGCUGAAUCCGAGUUGUAG
Fusarium musae is the source of this 1026-nucleotide messenger RNA. RefSeq names its product casein kinase 2 regulatory subunit (gene CKB1). The coding region runs from base 1 to 1026 and encodes 341 amino acids. Lineage: Eukaryota; Fungi; Ascomycota; Sordariomycetes; Hypocreales; Nectriaceae. The record is from RefSeq and is a predicted model, not a curated record. Gene Ontology annotation, cellular component: cytoplasm; protein kinase CK2 complex. Gene Ontology annotation, molecular function: protein kinase regulator activity. The transcript is spliced from 2 exons.